CAGCUACAAGUUCAAGUACAAACUUCAAGUGACACACACGUGUUUUAUGCGAAGUUUGUUUACCUUCAAAACACAUUUCUUGUUUGCCCCUUGAAUAUUUCCGAUCGGUGGGAACGUUUUAACAUAUCGUUGUUGUCGACAAGUGUUCGCUGCGCUGUACCACGAAGAUACAAGAGAGAAAAAUAAUCGUGACAAUAUGAUAUGAACGAACUAAAAAGACUUUACUGUUCCACACAUCAAGAGAUUAGUGAGUAUGAAGUCCUUUAGAUCUCCAGGGCGUCAUGGAUAUGCAGUGGAGGUUUCACCUUUUCUGCCUUCUACAGUCGCGUGCGCUUCAUCUCAGUAUUAUGGAAUAGCAGGAUGUGGGACACUUCUUGUGUUGGAGCAGAGUGAGGAAAAUAUUUCAGUUGUGAGGAGCUUUGACUGGAAUGAUGGGCUCUUCGAUGUGACGUGGAGUGAGAACAAUGAACAUGUUUUGGUAACGGGAGGAGGUGAUGGAUCUCUGCAGAUCUGGGACACGGCCAAUCCUCAAGGUCUUCUGCAGGUGCUGAAAGGUCACACACAAGAGGUGUAUGCGGUAGAUUGGAGUCAAACGCGGGGGGAGAAUCUAGUGGUGUCAGGAUCAUGGGACCGUACAGCCAAAGUGUGGGAUCCUGAACAAUGUCAGUUAGUUGGGUCCCUCCAGGGUCACGAAGGCGUCAUCUACAGCACCGUCUGGUCUCCUCAUAUGCCAGCAUGCUUUGCUUCAGCCUCAGGGGAUGGGACCCUGCGAGUUUGGGAUGUGAAGGCAGGAGCGUGCAGGCUGGCCAUUCCUGCCCACAAGGCCGAAAUACUGAGCUGUGAUUGGUGUAAAUAUGACCAGAAUGUUCUGGUCACCGGAGCCGUAGACUGCAGUCUUCGUGUAUGGGACCUGCGAAACGUCCGGCAUCAUUUAGCUGAGAUGAUAAGCCAUUCUUAUGCCAUCCGCAGAGUAAAGUUCUUCCCAUUUCAUCAGACAGUUUUGGCAUCCUGCUCCUAUGAUUUCACAGUCAGACUCUGGGAUUACUCCAAGAACCAGCCACUUCUGGAAACACUCGAGCAUCACUCUGAGUUUGUGUGCGGCCUGGAUUUCAACCUGCACGUCCCUAACCAGGUUGUGGACUGUUCUUGGGAUGAGACAGUAAAGGUCUACACCCCUUCAUGCCUGACCUCCUUAUAGGUCUUGGUGCACUGUGGGAAGAUGAUGCUGUAAGAUACGGCUGUGUUUCAAUCAUGGGUGCAGAGUUUGCCAAGAUUCCAGUGAGCUUUUCCUAAUGAUGCCAUUAAAGCAAGCCGAGGGACUCAUCAUUCUGGAGUACAAACAAGGAUGUUAUCUCAGUGUAGAACUUUUCUAUAUUGAGGGUUUUGGGUGUUUUAAAAGUGUAAAAUCAAACUAAAAUGUGAGUGUCUAUUUGCUUAAAGUUUGUAGGCACAGUAAUGCGUACUGUUUGCCUUAUGUGGUGUUUUGUUAAAUUGAAGUCAAUGCAAUCUGUCAGUCUCAGCUGUGGUAAAAUCUUAUUUUGAUACACAUUCAGACGUAAAUACAAAUUGAUAUUUUAACAAAUUCACGAGUCAGGAACAUCAUGGCACUGAAUAAUUACUUCAUUCAUAUACUGUGAUUUUAUCAUAGUGCUUUUUUACCCUAAUUGUUCAAUUUUGUAAAUAUGCAAACGUAAAAGAAUAUGCAGAAAAAGACUGCAAUUUUUAAAGCUUUAUCAAUGAUGAGGUGUUAACUGAAUGACCUUGAAUCCCCGAAACUAUUAUGAAAUAUGUGCCACUGUAAACCAAUUUUAAUUGUUAAUGCAGUCUUGUUUCAUGUUGAAGCACACUCUUUAUAACAACCUAACAUAAGCUUCAACAUUCACAGAGGCUUUCUGUUGCACAAAAGGGUUUUGGAUGAAAGGGGUUCUAAUAAAAAGUACAGAAGUAUCUAAUAAAGAGUAAGAAAGAAAUGGCUCUUUUUAGAAAAAAGCUCUCCAAAAAUGUUUAAUGUCAAAAGCUCAUUUAUUUUAAAGAGUGCAGAUCAAUAAAUGGUUACUUGACUAAUUGAAGUACA
This is a messenger RNA of Triplophysa dalaica, 2074 nucleotides long. RefSeq names its product peroxisomal biogenesis factor 7 (gene pex7). Lineage: Eukaryota; Metazoa; Chordata; Actinopteri; Cypriniformes; Nemacheilidae. The record is from RefSeq and is a predicted model, not a curated record. The transcript is spliced from 10 exons. Gene Ontology annotation, molecular function: protein binding. The coding region runs from base 254 to 1198 and encodes 314 amino acids. Gene Ontology annotation, biological process: protein import into peroxisome matrix. Gene Ontology annotation, cellular component: peroxisomal matrix; cytosol.